GGGUCCGCAAAGGAAACCGCUGGUGGCAGGCAAGACGCGAGCUUCUUGAUAUCUGUAGCUAAUUAGCUAGUGUUAGCUGGAUCGGUAGUAGCUAACCGCGUUGACAACAGAAUACAUUGAGACACUACGUUGCCAAGGUCGUUUUGUGGAAAUAGCGAGCUUGCUAGUUAAACUGUUGACUACAUAUAGUGCAGAGGUUUCAGCGCAGAAAUUGUCUUGCGAAUGUAGCUACACGCUGAAGGCUUGUGUGUGCGGGUGCACGCAAUCGAUUGGAGUCGCGUUAGCUAGCCAUGUUGCUAAUCCAGAGGAAACGUCGCACGCAGGCAUUGCAAUGCAGCACAGCCGGCAAGUGAUGGGACUCGAGAAAGCCACGGCCACCUCUAUGUUUUAUGUCAUCAAAUACGUUUGGUAGAGAUGUUACUAAAUGUGUGGUGGCCUAUGGCAGCCAACGUUACGUAUUUCUUGCUUCACGUCAACUGAAUCCAUAAAACAUUGCUAGCUAACUACUAGCGUCGCUAGUAACGUCUGCAAGCUUACUACAAGGAGACCGUUGGCAUGCAACUAAGCCAACGAUAGCUAGCAACCCAACUAACGUUACCAAUGGCUACGCUAAUGCCAUUCAUUAUGAUGGUAUUUAUCGACGCUGUCUACAAUGGCAUGUAUAUGAAGGUUUAGCCCAGUUGUAGCGAGGCAGAGGGUGAACAUUGCUGGUUAGUGAGCGUCGCGGGGCCCUGAUGCCUGGCCCCGUUCCAGGCUGGUCAUCCUAGGGGAAGCUCUCGGUACAGUCGACGCUGCCAGUAUGAGCGGGGGAGGAGAGCAGGCUGACAUUCUGACCGUGGGCGUUCUGGUUAAGGAGAGAUGGAAAGUGCUGAAGAAGAUCGGGGGCGGCGGAUUCGGGGAGAUCUACGAGACCCUGGACCUGCUGACCCGGGUCAGCGUGGCCCUGAAGGUGGAGUCGGCGCAGCAGCCCAAGCAGGUUCUGAAGAUGGAGGUGGCGGUUCUGAAGAAGCUGCAAGGCAAAGACCACGUGUGUCGUUUUGUGGGGUGCGGCCGCAACGAUCGCUUCAACUACGUGGUGAUGGAGCUGCAGGGGCGGAACCUGGCCGACCUGCGGCGCAGCAUGAGCCGCGGAAUCUUCUCCAUCAGCACCACGCUGCGGCUCGGCCGCCAGAUCCUGGAGGCCAUCGAGAGCAUCCACUCCGUGGGCUUCCUGCACCGAGACAUCAAACCAUCCAACUUUGCCAUGGGCCGUUUCCCCAGUACGUGCCGGACCUGCUACAUGCUGGACUUUGGGCUGGCCCGCCAGUUCACCAACUCCUGCCAGGAAGUGCGGCCGCCGCGGCCUGUGGCUGGGUUCCGUGGGACAGUGCGCUACGCCUCUGUGAACGCGCACAAGAACAAGGAGAUGGGUCGCCAUGACGACCUCUGGUCCCUCUUCUACAUGCUGCUGGAGUUUCUGGUGGGGCAGCUGCCCUGGAGGAAGAUCAAAGACAAGGAGCAGGUGGGGAAACUGAAGGAGCACUACGACCAUCGCCUCAUGCUCAAACACAUGCCGCUCGAGUUCAGCGUCUUCCUCGACCACAUCUGCAGCCUGGACUACUUCACCAAGCCCGAUUAUCAGCUCUUGAGGUCAGUGUUCGAGAACAGCAUGAAGACCUACAACGUGGUGGAGAACGACGCCUACGACUGGGAGAAGACCGGGUCCGACGGCACGCUGACCAUAAACGCCGCGGCGACCACGCCCCAGCACCACACCCGCCUCACCCCGGCCCACAUGGGCAUGGCCAACGCGUCGCUGGUGCCGGGGGACCUGCAGAGGGAGAACACGGACGAUGUGCUCCAGGACGAGCAGCUGAGCGACGGGGAGAACAACUGCCCCCCCGACCGGCUCCCCGGGUCCCCCGUCCUGCCCCAGCGCCCGCAGGAGCCUGACGUGUGGGAGGAGCUGGACCGCAACCGCAACCGCGUCCGGACCGCCGUCUGGAAGGCCGCCACGGAGGAGGAGCACAGUCAGAACCAGGGGAACCAGAGCCCGUACGCGGGGCCCAGCCUGGGCUCGCCGGUGCGGGUGCGGUCCGAGAUCGUGCCGUCUGACCGGGACGCUCCGCUGCUGAGGAAGCUGAGGAACAUCCACAGCUUUGAGCUGGAGAGGAGGCUGACCCUGGAGCCCAAGCCCAGCACCGAGCGCUUCCUGGAGGCCUGCUCAGGGAAGCAGCAGGAUAAAGAGGGCCAGUUGGGCGUGGGCCUGGCCAUGCCCGGCGGCGGGCGUGGCGAUCGGGUGUGGCAGCUGGACGAGGAGCUGCUGUCGGGCGGCGGGUCGCCCAAGCCGGGCUCCCCGGGCUCGCCGGAGCAAGGGGAGGGCGCGGCCAGCAGCGGCGGCUUCGUGGCGCUCAACCUGAGCUCGGGCCGGCAGGACGUGGACUCGCGCGAGUGGGUGCUGGUGGACCGCGCCCAGGACCUGCAGGACCUCCGGGCCAGCGGGGGCAGCGGCGCGGGCCGCUCGGCCGGGGCCAAGGCCACCAGCAGCCCGUCGGAGGAGGAGCCCGAGAUCCUGCAGCUGGCCGAGGAGCCCAACAGCGGGGAGGCGGGGAUGCCCAGCCCCGCGCGGCCCCAGAGGGACGCGCUCGCCCCCCUCGUGCCCAACGCCGGACCCCCCCGGGUGGAGAGGCUGGAGCUGAGCGUGGGUCCGCCCGGGAGCCUGGCCCCCAUCACCCCCACCAGCCCCGCGGAGGCCCUGGCCGAGGGCGCGCUCACGCAGCUCCCCACCUCUCCUCCGUCCCUGCCUGAGGAGCUGGUGGCCCGGACCUCCAGCCCCCUCCUCCGCUCCCCAAGCCCGCACACCCCCCUGACCACCCUGUCGGACCCCCUGCACCAGCGCCCCCCCGGCCUGCGCCGCAGCCAGUCGGCCGAACCGGGCGCCCCGCCCCGCGCCCGCUCCCCCGGCCAGCGGAAGCUGCCCGCUAUCCCCGCCGGCGCCGCCAACGCCAAGUUCCCCUCUGUCAUUCGCAUCACCCGCGCCCAGCUGCAGCAGCUGACAGCGCAGCGCCCGUCCAUGCUCUCCUCCCAGUCUGCCUCAGACAGUGUGCCACAGUGCCUCCUGCUGGAGAAGCGUAACGAAGCGGACGCCCAGCCCCUGGACGACACCGCCGACAUACAGUCUCCGCAGGAGCGCCCCCUGCAGGCCGGCAGCCCCACGGAGCUGCCGGGGGAGGGGCUGCUGAACGGAGCCCCCGUAGAGAAGGCGGUCAGCCCCGUGGCGGCCAGCCCAGUGCCAAGCCUGCAGUCUUCCCCGAAAUCGCCCCGAUCGCCCCGCUCCCCUCGCUCGCCCCGCAGCCCCGUCUUCGCCAACGGCCACCUCUCCCCCCUGGCGGAGGCGUCCGGGGGCGGCAGCCCGCCCCUCCCCGAACUGAAGGACCCCGAGAGCGACUCGGGCUAUCCGGACCGCUCCACCGAGCCCAACCAGCACACCCUGGAGGAGGGGGCGGACCGGACCCCGGCGGAACGCUCCGCCCCCUCCACCUCGUCCCCGCCCCCCGGCACGCGCCGGGACCCCGCCCGGCGGCUCAGCCGCAUCCCCGUCCUGGAGCCCGCCCACCUGCUGGACGCCCCGCCCCCAGGCUCGGCCAAAGAGAAGCUCCUCCAGAAGAAGGCCCACCACCACGGGCCCGCGCCCCCCUCCCCGUCCCUCUCCUCCGACAACCGCGCCCCGGCCGCCCCGCUGCCCCGCGACCAGCUGUCCUCCGCCUCCGACCGCUCCCAGGACGACGAGUCCUACCUGGGGUCCCGCUCGGACCGGCAGGGGGACGACGCCCCCUCCCUCUCCUCCUCGUCCAGCCCGCUGUCCCGCAAGAGCAAGAUCCCCCGCCCCGUGGCGCCCGUGCCCGCCCCCGAGCAGCUGGCCACCCAGUUCCUGCCACGCCCACCCCCGGGCAAGCCGCCCAGCCGCCCUGCUGUGGAGGGCAGGCUGCGCCGGUACCGGAUCCGGGCCGGCAGCACCAGCGACGCGGACCUGAUGACCUGCCUGGCCCAGCUGAUGCACGGCGGCUCGGGCGUGUCCCGGGCCCGGGGCUCCGCCCACCUGCGGUCGCCGCAGCACCACGGCGGCGCGCGCAUGCCGCCCAACAGCCCGUCCACGCCGCACCGCAGCUCCAGCGCCUCGCCGCGCAGCUCGCCCUCCCUGCAGCGCUCCGUCAGCUCCUCCCCCUCCCGCCACGAACACAGGGGCGGCGGCGGCUGCUGCCAGGGGCGGAGCCGCUCCCCGCCCAGCUUCUCCGGCUCCCCGCCGCCGCGCCGCGCCUACCCGCAGGAGACCUGCUGCAGCCGGCAGGCCCGCGCCGGCUCCUUCCACACCGCGCGCGGCAAGGCCUGCAGCCGCGAGGGCAAGUGCCCCAGCAAGCUGAGCAGAUAGUGCCCCCGCGUCCCCGCGCCCCCACGCCCCGCCCCGCGCCCCCCACGCCCCGCCCAGCUCCCCCCACGCCCCGCCCCACACCCACAGCAGCACCUGCAGGAGAAGGAGGAGGAGGAGGAGGCUCAUGACGAAGGCAGCGGUGAUUUUGCCAGGGGAACUGGGGGCUGGCUGUGCAAACCUCGGGGUCUGUUUCCUGAACACUGGCAGCUCAAAGUGUUAAUCCCCCCUCCCCUCAACAUACUGUACUCUUCCGUCCACAGCUCUCUCUCUCUCUCUCUGCCUCUGUUCACUCUCUCUCUCUCUCGCUCACUGCACACUGCUUUUCACACAAACUUCCUCACACCCCACACAAGCCACAAACCUUCCCUCGUCCCAGUACAUGUACCAGUACUGUUAUUUAAUACCCUGUUAUUUAUUUAUUGUUUCAUGUAUUUGUUGAAAUAAAUCUUACUUGUCACGUGGUAUGACAUAUGAAGGAAUCGCAGCGUUGUUCGGCUGUCGAAUCGGUCAAAGCAUUACAGAGAGGCCAGCGAGCGUUAUGAUUGUCACAAUCUUGAAACUGCAAACGAACAAAUGGGCUGUACUGGCCAUUGUGUCCAUUUGGACCUAACGGCUCAGAGGAGCUGACUGUGCUAGCUAGCGCCUCUGUAGCGCGUCUCGUCAGUGCCUCAGAGUAGCCCCGCCCCUCUCUGAACACCACGUUCUGACAGUCGCACAGUCGUACCACUGUGUGCAGGUCCUGGGGGGGCUGCUGGUGUCUGUCCGUGCACCCCACAUACUUUCUAAGCGUUCAGUAUCCGACUGCACUCUGGUCUGGAGGGCGGGUGCGUAUGUUGUUUACCCAGGCAUAUGCACUGUGCACUGCUACAUGUAUUAUAGUAUUUAUUGGGUUAUUUAUUGGAUGCCUGUAAUAUGUCAUGUUCAGGCAUAAUGACUGACAGAGGACACAGCCUAUAGGUGGCUGUUCCCUCCAUUUAUUUGCUGGCAUUUCAGCCACUGGAGCCCAUUAAGUCCCGUGCCUGAGGUGACUGUAUUUUGUGUGAGAGAGGUUCGGAAACGGCGCAGUGUGUGGAACCUCCCUAGACAGAGCCAGGACUCUUCAGCCCCGCCCCCCAGGGCAGAAAGGGGCGGGCCUCACUCCGAGAGCUCUGACACUUCACACUCUGGUUUAGCUCCUUCUGGAAUGAGGCCUUCUGUGAUGUCACAGUAUAUUGUGACCUCGUUGUGUUCCGUGAGGUCUGAGCUGAAGGAGCAUGCCUGUCCCCUGUGAAGUGAGAUUGACUCGUCUGUGCUGAAUGUGAACUUUUUUCUUCUUCUUGCGUUUGUCUUUAUCUGACUUGUGUGCCUUUCUCCAUGCGAGCUGAACGUUUCUGGAGCCGUUUCUGGCGUCUGUUUCCCGAUUUUAAAAAUCUUGAAUGUAACUAUGUUCGGUUAGAUGAAAGUGAGAGAACGGUCCUGAAGAAUAAAGACACUUCUUGAAAGGACUACAUGAAAAUGUUCAGUUUGACAUGAAAAAUGGCACUCAAAUUUUUUGUGGUGGAGCAGUACAUUAAGAUGGUUUACUGUAAAAAAUUUUUUAACUUUUUGUGUUCCUGUGUACUGUGGUGAUAGUUCAGUAUCUAUCACACAAAGUUCACGACAACAGCAAAAAUCACGUAGUUUAAAAUCCCGUCUUUAUGGAAACAUGCCUGUUCUCUCGUAAUUUCCCCUGUUCUCAACUCCUCAGUUAACUUGCAGUCAAAUGAUGCUUUUUUUAAACUCAAAGGGACAUUCUAGUAUCGGUGUGGGGUGGUUGACAGUUUUGCGUCAAGGCCUCAGUCAUUUCAAAAGUAUUAUUAGUGAAGGCGGUAGGCAUAGCCAGUAAAAAUAACUAGUUUUAUUCCAGCUGGUAGUUCACUAGUUGUCAGAAAAACUCCCUCACUCUCACCCUCUUCUUGCUAUCCACCUCUGUCUCUCUCCCUUCUGCUUGUAAGAUAUUGUAAUAUAAAUCCUACCAGUACUACUCUACUCUUUGCAUGCACUACAGUAAAAAAGAAAAAAAAUGAAAGAAACACAGCACACCAGUCCUCAAAUCCUUCAUCCUUUCUCAGAUGAUUGUAUUCCAAGAAGAUUCUAAAAUAUCUGUAGAUAUGAUUCUCUAUAUUUUAUUUGGAAUGUCGUAGUUGUUUUCUCUUCCCUGCUGUAUUUGUGUGGGGAACGAAGGCACCCCCCACACAUCUGCCCUUUCACCCCGCCUCUUCCUGUCUCAUGCUCCUCACCCCGCCUCUUCCUGUCUCAUGCUCCUCACCCCGCCUCUUCCUGUUUCAUGCUCCUCACCCCGCCUCUUCCUGUUUUAUGCUCCUCACCCCGCCUCUUCCUGUUUUAUGCUCCUCACCCCGCCUCUUCCUGUUUUAUGCUCCUCACCCUUCCUCUUCCUGAUUUAUGCUCCUCACCCCGCCUCUUCCUGUUUUAUGCUCCUCACCCCGCCUCUUCCUGAUUUAUGCUCCUCACCCCGCCUCUUCCUGUUUCAUGCUCCUCACCCCGCCUCUUCCUGUUUUAUGCUCCUCACCCUGCCUCUUCCUGUUUUAUGCUCCUCACCCUGCCUCUUCCUGUUUUAUGCUCCUCACCCCGCCUCUUCCUGUUUCAUGCUCCUCACCCCGCCUCUUCCUGUUUUAUGCACCUCACCCCGCCUCUUCCUGUUUUAUGCUCCUCACCCCGCCUCUUCCUGUUUCAUGCUCCUCACCCUGCCUCUUCCUGUUUUAUGCUCCUCCUGAUUCUUGACUCUGGCUUUUACACUAAAUGCGCAAAUUUGAUGUGCAUCAGUAAACCGCUCAUGCAGAAGUACCACAUUCUCUGGAGAGGGAAAAAAAAAACUAAACAUUUUGCUUAUUUUUUUAAUUGGCUGAAUUUCUUUUUUUUUUUUUUUUUGCAACUGUUCAUGUUGUACAAAUACAUUACAGUACAAUGUCUGAUAUUCUCCAUGAAACUAUUUUUGCACAGAGAAGGAUUUGUAUGUACACUUUAAGUGAGUGUGUAAAUGUGUGGCUUCUUGCAGUUGGUUGGUUUGUGAGGUAAAGCAAGUGCCAGGUGCUUGGGUGGGUUGCAGGGGGGUGAUUUUUACAGCUGCAUCCUGUCAAAAAAGCAUGCCACAUGAAUCAUUGUUCCCUGAGGUUUAAGCAGUACCCCAUGCCCCCCCCCCCCCACCCGUUAGAAGCAGGGCUGUUGCAGGGGGUUGCCAGGGACCUUAUACUGUAGCCCAGACAACAGCGGCUGUUUUCAGGGGUAACCAUGUCAUGGGGUUGGGGAAACUGGCCGUUGGGAAGGGACUUUUCUGAUAGUGACCGCUCUCAGGAAUGUCAGUUUAGUGCCGCGUACAGAAUGCCAUGAAAAAAAAAAAAAUGACAAGCCAGCAUCCUGUCGUUUCCCCUCUCUCCCUCCCUUUUCACGCUCUCCUAGUUGUUUACCUGUGUUUCCCAAAGGGAAAUAGCAGCAGGUCUUGCUAGCAGUUUGUCUGUGUGUGAAAGUAUUUUUAGAAGGAGGUGAGAGUGACUGAUUCGUGCUCAGGUUUGCAUCUGUCAGUUGUGUUCCAGUUGUACUCUUGCAUGUCGCGGUACUCCCUUCAGAAAAACCUGCUUGUUUCCCAUUGGCCGGUUCGGCGAAUCCUGCUCGUUUCCCAUUGGCCCGGGACGGGCAGCUCUUUUUCCCCUGGUCAGCCGAGGCAGCUUUGCAUUGUCGAUGCUCGUUUUUUGGCAGCUCUCUCUCUUGUGUUGCUGUGCAUAAUGACAUUUCUCUUCUUGCUAUUUAUUUGCUAUUGAUCUUGACAGGUCGUCUGUCGGUGAACUUUUGCUGAUGCAUGUCCAGUAGACAGAAAGAUGGACCGAGGCCGGUCUGUGCUGCUGACCCAUCGGGCCAGGACAUUCGCGGCCGAAUGGCUCCUUGCUAUUGGCUGCCGAGUGGAAGCCUCGCCUGUAUGUAGGAAGCGUGCUGGCUGAUUGAUGCCAGGGCGUGUGAAAUGUGGCCUCCUUGUACGUCAGGGGCACCGUGUAGCUCCUGUAACCAUAGAAACCCUAACCUAGUGUCAACUGACACGUGUUCUGCUUUCACUAAAUAUGUUUUUUUUUUUUUAAAUCACCUUGAUGUUUGUGACUUAAGUUGUUAUGCUGCUUCGGUUUGCACACGUAUGGAAAAGGACCGUUUACAUGCAGCUUUUAGCCACCGCACACCAGUCUCUGGGUUUGCCGUCGCAGACGCAGACGCCAGAGCGUGGGAUGAGGGGAGGGGCCCCGUGUGUAAGGGGGCGGGGUCUUCUGCGCAGCGUUGCGUCGGUUGCCCGGGUGACCGCUGCAUUACUACCGGCUGCCGAAAUGGGCCGUCCUCGUCUGGUUAUUUCGUGGGACACGACCGCAGCUGGAGGGGGUGGGCGAGGGGGGAGGGAUUGGGUUCAUUUAUGGGGCUCUGUAUUAUUGUUUUUUGCCCUGUUGAUGAACGGAGAUGGAGCAGUUUUACGGUACGGGCAUAAACGGGCUCACCAACGUGUCGUGUAACUGCUUAGACAUUUUAAAAAAUUUUCUUUACGUUUAUGGAUUAAAGUACCUAUAACUACGAGUCAUAAUAAUAAUAAUAAUAUGAAUGAUGAACUCUACUAAAAUAUGAUUCCAGUGUGUCGCUGCUGCCACUGGCGACGAGUGAAAGUUGGCUGUACGGUGCUGCAGUCAGUGAGCGAGGAGGACGAGCACUCGAUGCGAUUAUCUCAGCUCAGCCUGAACCACCAGAACGUGUUAUCGAUCUGCCAUAUGUAUUUCUGUGAUAACAAGCUGAUUUCAUUUUAAUUUAAUUUUUUUUAUUUAAAUUUGCUAGUGGAUUCUUCUUUGUUAUUCUAGUAUCGAGGAUUUCCCAAAUGUCCUGUGAGAUCUUCCAGGUGUUGUACCCAGUACAGGACUUCUCUUGGGUGACUGAACUAAAAAAAAACAAAAAACAAGCAUUUUAACUUUAUUUAUUCUCC
Messenger RNA from Anguilla rostrata (American eel), 9389 nucleotides. RefSeq names its product tau tubulin kinase 2a (gene ttbk2a). Lineage: Eukaryota; Metazoa; Chordata; Actinopteri; Anguilliformes; Anguillidae. Gene Ontology annotation, biological process: cilium assembly; signal transduction; peptidyl-serine phosphorylation. Bases 800 to 4408 code for a protein of 1202 amino acids. The record is from RefSeq and is a predicted model, not a curated record. The transcript is spliced from 16 exons. Gene Ontology annotation, cellular component: nucleus; ciliary transition zone; ciliary basal body. Gene Ontology annotation, molecular function: ATP binding; protein serine/threonine kinase activity.